GGCACCCACGCGACGUGGUGCACAUCAUACAAACAACACCAUGAUGAGCCUCGUCGUCCCCGUCGCCCUGGGGCUGGGGCUCCACGCCGCCCUCACGGCGCAGGCCAUGACCGCCCACCACCGCAGCACCGACGACGACGCGACCAAAGCCGAGGCGAGGCUCCUGGCCGCCGCCAUCGAGACAUCCCUGAAAAACGCGUUCCACCCGUUCUACAUCGAGUCCAACUUCGAGCCCGACGAGGACUUCAUGACCGGGCUCGAGGGGCUUGAGCUUGGGGGGCGCGUGCGCCGCGCCGCCGAGCCCGAGGGCAACGCCGAGGGCAACCCGGACGACGACGCGGAGGAGGUGACGGAGGAGGAGGCGGCGGGCGGCGAGCCGCCGGCGACAGGUCUGCGGCGAUGGGUCAUCCGCAUCCGCAACGUCAUGUUCGGCCGCCGUGAUCUGGAGGGCACUGAAGACGGCGAGGCGGAGGGCGAGCCAGAGCCCGGCCGCACAUGGGUAGAGAGCCUGGCCAACUGGUUCUCUCACGGCAUCAAGUCCCUCCUGCUCCGCUUCAGUGGCGGCUGCCCCGAGGAGGGCGGCGAGGCCGGCGAGGCCCCCGCCAUGGACGGCCCCAGUGACGACGAGGAAACGUGGAAAACCGCCCCGUCCUCCUCCCCGAGCCCCGUCCCGUCCUCUACCCAAGGCCCCUCUACCCCUGGCCCCGCCAGCCCCGCCGGCCGCUCUCCCAGAGGGCGCAAAGCUAGGCCCUCCGGCCGUGCCACCAGCACCACCAGCACCGCCAGAAGCGCGCCGGAGCCAGAGGCCGAGCCCGAAGCCACGACGCCGAGGCCGUGGACAGCGCUUCCGCCGCUCUCGACGACUCCAAGCGACGCCGCGGACUCAGACAGCAUCGCCCCCGCGCCGAGGGAGGCCACUGCCAGCGCAGCGCCGGCCGGCACCGUCUACGACGACGAGGCGUUCGGCGGCUCGCACAACGCGCCCCCAGUCGAGACCAACGAGCUCAACUAGCAGUGCAGUGGACGACGGUUGACCGAUUGGCACGUGGAGGCCAAGGCGAAGGUGGAAUGGGCCUUCCCUCCUGCCCAGAGUAAUCCCUGACAUACCUGACUGACAUUAAAAAAACUUCCGAGCUUUCAGUAUCCCGACGAGUAAUCCCGUUUGGCUUGAUUGGUUUUCAAAUCAAAUAUACAUCAAUUUUGGUCUCUGC
This is a messenger RNA of Thrips palmi, 1211 nucleotides long. RefSeq lists its product as uncharacterized. The record is from RefSeq and is a predicted model, not a curated record. Bases 41 to 1012 code for a protein of 323 amino acids. The transcript is spliced from 3 exons. NCBI's taxonomy places the organism in Eukaryota, Metazoa, Arthropoda, Insecta, Thysanoptera, Thripidae.